Molecule: messenger RNA, 1236 nt
Organism: Sphenostylis stenocarpa
Lineage: Eukaryota; Viridiplantae; Streptophyta; Magnoliopsida; Fabales; Fabaceae
Source: the annotation of a GenBank genome assembly
AUGGAUUUUUUUAUGGUUCGGCGACACACGAUUUCGGUGUUCGUCGGCGAUGAGAGCGGAAUGAUAAACCGGAUUGCCGGCGUGUUUGCGCGGAGAGGAUACAACAUCGAAUCGCUCGCAGUUGGCCUCAAUGAGGAUAGGGCGCUCUUCACCAUUGUCGUGUCAGGGACCGAUAAGGUGCUGCGCCAAGUCAUGGAGCAGCUUCAGAAGCUCGUCAAUGUUUUGAAGGUAGAGGAUCUAUCGAGGGAGCCGCAGGUAGAACGUGAACUGAUGCUCAUAAAGGUGCAUGCGGAUCCGAAGCACCAUGCGGAGUUGAAGUGGUUGGUGGACAUUUUCAGAGCUAAGAUUGUGGAUAUCUCGGAACAUUCGGUGACAAUUGAGGUCACUGGAGAUCCAGGGAAGAUGGCUGCGGUUCAAAGAAAUUUUAGCAAGUUUGGAAUUAAAGAAAUAGCUAGAACUGGAAAGAUUGCAUUAAGAAGGGAAAAGAUGGGUGCAUCAGCUCCAUUUUGGCGGUAUUCAGCUGCUUCUUAUCCAGAUCUUGAAGGAAAAACACCUGUUAAUGCCCUUGUGGGAGCAAAAAAUAUGAAUCCUGUUGCCAAAAAUGAUUCGCCUGUGGGGGGAGAUGUUUAUCCUAUAGAACCUUCAGAGGGUUUUACAGUCAAUCAAGUACUUGAUGCUCACUGGGGUGUACUCGAUGAUGAAGAUGUUAGUGGACUUCGAUCACACACUUUAUCCAUGCUUGUGAAUGAUUCUCCUGGAGUUCUAAACAUUGUUACAGGAGUUUUUGCUAGAAGGGGCUAUAACAUUCAGAGUUUAGCUGUAGGACAUUCAGAAGUUGAAGGACUUUCUCGACUUACAACUGUGGUUCCUGGGACAGAUGAGACAAUUGGCAAGCUGGUGCAGCAACUUUAUAAGCUAGUAGAGCUCCAUGAGGUUCGUGAUAUCACCCACUUGCCAUUUGCUGAGCGAGAAUUGAUGCUAAUAAAAAUUGCUGUAAAUGCUGCUGCAAGGCGUGACGUCCUUGAUAUUGCCAGCAUAUUCCGGGCUAAAGCUGUUGAUGUAUCAGAUCACACAAUAACUCUGGAGCUCACUGGAGAUUUGGACAAGAUGGUUGCAUUGCAGAGAUUGUUAGAACCAUAUGGUAUUUGUGAGGUGGCACGAACAGGACGCAUUGCUCUAAUCCGUGAAUCAGGUGUGGACUCCAAGUACUUGCGUGGAUAUUCUUAUCCCCUAUGA